AUAUGUUUCUCAUUUUGCAUUCAGUGGGAGAAUCUCUUUAAUUUAAUAAGAGACAAAUGCUGUUAUUUUAAUUAUCAUUCCGGUCUUUUGAUAUAAGAUAUUUCGAACAUUUAUAAUCACGGUAUUUGACAUGUAAUAAAUUAUAGUAGCAAGAUUGAGGUUAUGGAUGGUGCAGUUUCAGUACAUUCACACACAGACAUUCACAGAAGUUAGUUAUUACAUAUUUACAUUAUGGAUAUAAGUUACAUGAGGUGUUGACAUUUUGUCUACAAAAUAUUCAUGGCAAAUGAACCGGAAGAAAUAAAAAUCCCAGUUCCAUGGGGAUAUAUAAGUGGUAAAUGGUGGGGACCUCAAGAUAAGCAGCCUGUCCUGGCAAUUCAUGGUUGGCAAGAUAAUGCUGGGUCAUUUGAUCGGCUGGCUCCGUUGUUGCCAGCACACAUUGCCAUUCUCUGCAUAGACUUGCCUGGGCAUGGUUUAUCUUCGCCAUACCCCAAAGGAUGCUUCUACUACUUGCAUUGGGAUGGUCUGUCGGUGGUGAGACGGAUUGUGAAGUAUUUCAAGUGGGAGAAAAUUACGAUCUUAGGACAUUCUUUAGGGGGUGCAAUUGGUUUUUUAUAUGCUGCCUCAUACCCGGAUGAUACCGAUAAAUUGAUCUGUAUUGAUGUUGCCAGUCCGGCUUUCGCUGAUGUAAGCGAGAUGGUAGACAUGACGAGAAGAGGCAUUGAUAAAUUCCUUAAAUAUGAAAAUUACACCAAAAAGGAUGAACCGUGCUAUGGGUAUGAAGAAAUGCUAAACGUAAUGUUGUUAGGGCACGAUGGAUCCCUUACAUUAGCAUCAGGUGAAAUCUUGGUGAAACGUGGUUCUUACAAAGAUCCAGUUACCAACAACUACUUAUUUACAAGGGAUGUUCGUCUGCUUUCACUAAUACCAUGUAUUUCACUAGAAGUAGCCUCAGAAUAUGCAAGAAAUAUUACUUGUAAAGUAUUGAACAUCAAAGCUAAGCCUGGCUCGAGGUACAGAUGUAACGAUCUUUAUCAUGCGAUUCUCGAUGAAAUCAAGGAGACUGCGAGACACUUUGAAUUCUUUGAAGUCGAAGGAACACAUCAUUUACAUUUAAACAACCCAGAAGAUAUAUCUUCAUAUGUGAUUAAUUUUUUAGAAUCGUGAAAGUCGGAAUGAGGCAAUUGCAUUCUCAGAUCCUGCUCAUCGGUGAGUGUGAAAAAUGAGCAUAAAUUCUGUUUUUACAGAUACAUCAGUAAUCACAUACAGUGGUUGAUAUACUGUACGCAAAGAAAAAAGGCAAAAGCCUAUUAAAAUUCAAGACUAUUCUCUUA
Molecule: messenger RNA, 1334 nt
Organism: Zootermopsis nevadensis
Lineage: Eukaryota; Metazoa; Arthropoda; Insecta; Blattodea; Termopsidae
Source: RefSeq, a predicted model, not a curated record